Messenger RNA from Hippocampus zosterae (dwarf seahorse), 2975 nucleotides. RefSeq names its product family with sequence similarity 217 member Ba (gene fam217ba). The coding region runs from base 400 to 2052 and encodes 550 amino acids. NCBI's taxonomy places the organism in Eukaryota, Metazoa, Chordata, Actinopteri, Syngnathiformes, Syngnathidae. The transcript has 4 exons. The record is from RefSeq and is a predicted model, not a curated record.
CAGUCACUGGCAGGUAAACAAACCUGUCACUGGCUGGGAAGGCGAGACAACCAAAACGAGUAACCCGCGUGACCGAGUUAUUUAUCUUAUAAUUGCGAUUGUGGAGAUGUACAAAAGGAAUACACGUCUGUUGUGCCACUGUUUCAAUGAAAUCCAAGAUGAUGUGUUGCAGCAGAGAAGAGACUAAAAUGAGUGGGAAGACGGCGGCAACGCGCUCGGCAGAGGCAGCUGACUUCAUUGACGCAUGAUGCAUUGCAGUACUUUUCCAGAAAUGGGUGUUAACAUCCUUAUUCCUACAGCUGAACAUCUGAUUCGAUAGACCAUUUUGAUUUUUUUUUUCGCUAGAGUGUGAAUUUACUUGAUAGAGUCCAAUGACCAUCACCGCUGCAAAACUACAACAUGGGUCCCAUCAUACAAGAGCGCGCAGCAUCCACGACAAUGAAACGCGUCGUUUCCAAAGAGAAGAUGCGCGUCAAAAACACCGAAAAUAGCGGACCAAACACAGGUUUAAAGAAGGGUAAGAAGAUGAAGAAAGCAGUCGGCCAAAUGAAAAGUGGCCUGCCGGGACCCGCUCAGGACCAAAUCGUGGGAACAGUAGAGCAGGGUUCACAGCCGAGAAGUUCCAAGUUGAAAUCUGGCACCUUUCGGAACACAAACAAACUCGCCAGCCCGGCAGAAGCGCAAGAUGCAAGACCUCAACUUGGCCAACAUUCGAGUGUGCACCGAAAUGAGGAAAGGAAAACCCAUCAACGGAUGUCACCAUGCGGCACUGAGCUACAGCAGAAUCAUGGAGGGGCGUGCAAGAAUCGACGCGCACUCUCUCUCCCCCUGUCCCCCAUAUCAGGCCUCCGACACAUGCCGGAGCACCCGCUAACGCAUUCCCCAGCCCCUAUACCAGAGGCCCUUCAGGACCCCUACAAAGUUGACGACAGCGACAGUGCCAGUGACCUAUCUGACUCCGAGAGGCUGCCUGUGCUGCCAUCACCUUGUACUCCUUGUACGCUUCCUAAUCUAAACCUGCGAGCUGAGGUCAUAAACUCGAAUGACUUCCCACUGGACAUCCCGGGACCUCAUGGGAAUGGAGAUGAUGAAGACGAGAGUGAGACACCCGCCCACUGUUACCCGGAUUUUCUUCCGCCACCUUUCAACACCUGGAGCCUUAGACAGCUAGCGGUGUUUCUUCAUACAGAAGGUCGUGGUGCCCCCAGGCCUAAACCGGUGGGGGCUUUGGAGAGAUUCCUCGAGAGACUCCUACAGUUGGAGUGGCUCCAAAUUCAAACCGUUCAGGCUGAGAGCAGCCGCCCACCUGGAAGACACGCGAGGCCUCAGGCCGCAUCCGGUCACUCACCGAGACCUCAUACGGCUCCAUCAUCUCGACUUAACUCCCCAAAAGGGCCGCGGCACAGCCAGAGAGCCUUCCCAUAUUUGAUCAAUCCGCCGUCACCAGCGUCCGCUGCCGCACAGGUCCGCCCGUUAGUUUGCCCACAUUGUCACAUUCGCUACCCUUUGUGCAACGGGAGUUGUUCCGCCUACGCGUACCAGCGCCACUCGCGUCUCAGCCCACUGCUGGAGCGUAAAACCAGACCGGGGGCGCCUGUGAAGAGGAGCUGCAGCGAAACGCAAGAAGCCACCAAAGAAGGGAGGAACCAAGGAGCACAAAGCGGAGGUGGAGCCCAGAUCCCAGUGAGCCCCUCAACAGGCCAUCUUAGGCACAUGCAAGCUGCAGGCAAUGCUCGAAAACAAACCCGGGAAUUGGGAUCAAACCCAAACGGUAAAGGUCAGGCGAGGAAAAGUCGAGUUCGAACCAACUCUGAGACCGAUGUUAAGAAGGAACCCAGUGUGGUUAAAGCGGCAGGUACCGAGAAACAUGUUUUAGGGGCAAGUAAGAAAGGGGCCGUCACCGCAAAGAAACUAGAAGACUGGCAGAGGACGGCGGCAGGAGCUCAGGCACCCAAGACCGCCUUGAAAAGAGCUGCAAAAGAGCCACGGUCUCUUUCGAAAGCGCCCUCUAGUGGUGGAAAAACAAAAAAUGUCCAAUCUGCUCCCAAGUAACACGUAUCCCACUCGGCCUACGCAGUACCGGUACUUUACUCUGAGGUCACUUGACACUGGAGCUUGAAGCUAUGCUUGCUUUCUGUGUAAUACUAACACGCUGUAAUAUUAUACCGCUGUCCAGAUCACUUUUUCAAGCGGUACCACGUAACAAUAUAACAGAUGAGAAAUUCAAAGCACAACAUUGUAUCUAAACAGUAAAUAACGAUUAUUACAUUGCACUACGUACAGGAGGCUUAUCAUAUCUCCUCCUCAGAAAACUCAUGCAAUAAGAACCAAACCACACUCCAUCGUCAUUUCUUGUUAUGCUACGAAUGUCCAAAAAGGGAUGAAAAGUGCAACCAGUUGCCAGCUUUCAGCGUAAGUAAUGAAUCGUGACGGUUACCCGCUAUUGACAUACAUUAUUUUUGUCACUGAAUAAUGAUCAUAAACACUGGUGAUAACAAUCUUAAUGUAGUUAUAUUUACGUUUUCAGUGCUUUUAAACAAUGUAUUGACUUUUUUUCACUUUGCUCUUGGGUGCCUCAUUUUCAGAUGUCUUCUGUGCAUUCAUUGCAUCCUCGUCUGAAAAGCAGGCCGAUAAAUAAAUUGCAGUGUGCUGCAGGAAAAUGUGCGAGUUUAACAUGUGCAAGUUGCUUCACAUUUUUUUUUGUUUUUGUUCAAAAAGGGCUUCUUGUGUAUUCAAGCGCGGAUUGUUGUUCUUUGAAUAUGAACUGUAUUUUGCAAAGAGCUGAGCUCUGAUGUAAUUAAUGAGAGUAAUGUUUGCUAUGAAUGUAAAUGCGUAUUUUUCCAAAUUUUAUACACCAGUUAUAUUUAUGUACGUAUUGUGUUGGAAUUGUAUUCAUCAUCACCGUUAUUACGUUUACAUGUGUCAUACACAUCAUGGACAGUAUUUAUUAAAAAAAAAAAAAAAAAGCUAAAUAA